This is a messenger RNA of Saxophila tyrrhenica, 714 nucleotides long. RefSeq names its product putative ankyrin-repeat protein (gene NAS6). Gene Ontology annotation, molecular function: protein binding. NCBI's taxonomy places the organism in Eukaryota, Fungi, Ascomycota, Dothideomycetes, Mycosphaerellales, Extremaceae. The record is from RefSeq and is a predicted model, not a curated record. The coding region runs from base 1 to 714 and encodes 237 amino acids. The transcript is spliced from 2 exons.
AUGGACAACAUCGAGGAACAGCAAUCGAAGUUUGCAAUACACGCGGCAUGUCGCGAGGGCCAAACACCAAAGGUCGAGUCGCUGCUCCACGCCGACAAACGCCUCGCAAACCGCCCUGAUGACGACGAACGACUGCCCCUCCACUGGGCAGCAUCCUACAAUCGCAUAUCGAUAGUCGAGCUGCUGUCAGAUCAGAAGGGCUUCGACAUCGACGCUCGAGAUGGCGCAGGCUGGACGGCGCUCAUGAUGGCCGCGAGCCUGAAAGACGGCGAUGAGCUCGUAGACCUCCUAUUAGCAAAGAGCGCGGACGUGAGCGAGAAGACGAACAACGGCCAAACAGCCCUACACUUCGCUGCCUCAAAACAGAACCUCGACACCGCACGGAAACUCAUAGCGCAUAAAGCAUCUGCUCGAGUGAAGGACAAGCGAGGACAACUCCCCCUCCAUCGCGCGGCGGCUGUUGGCAACGUCCCGAUCGUCAAGUUGCUGCUGGAGAACAAGAGCCCGAUCAACGCGACGGACAUCGAUGGGAGUACGGCGCUGCAUCAUGCGAUUGCGGAGGGGCAUGGGGACACUGCGUUGGUGUUGCUGAAGGCGGGCGCGGAGACGGAUAAGAGGGAUGGGUCGGGGAAGCUUGCGAUUGAGCUGGCGCCGGAUGCGAAGAUACGGGCGUAUAUUGGGAGGGCGGCGGAGGAGGAGGGCAUAGAGAUGUAG